Molecule: messenger RNA, 1007 nt
Organism: Racocetra persica
Lineage: Eukaryota; Fungi; Glomeromycota; Glomeromycetes; Diversisporales; Gigasporaceae
Source: the annotation of a GenBank genome assembly
AUGUAUUUAAAAAUUCAACAAUCCAUGGCUCAACUGUCACAUCACAAUAUUAAUGAUCAAUAUUAUUUUAUAGUAGAUAAUCCAAUUUCUUACCCCGAUAGUCAUCUUAGUAUUCAUGUUACUGAGUGGAUUAAAACCCAUAUUAAUGAUAUGAAGUGCGCUGAACUUGACGAUGUUGAGGAUGAGCCAUGGAUUGUUGAAUUUUUAAAUACAUUCAAAACUAUACAGGAGAAAUUUGUGGGUUUUAAUAUAGAAGAUAUGUCCGAAAAAUCUUGGCAUAUAGAAGUUUUGUAUCCGAUAUUCAGAGUUCUGGUUUCAGGUCUGAAAUACCUAAAAUUUAAAAUGGAUGAAUCUUUUACGGAGUCGAGCCGAGAAGCUAGUAGAGAAUUAUCUUCACCAUCAAAUCUCACAACUAUUUCAUCAUCAUCAUGUUCGAACAGUGAUAAUUAUAUUAGUGAAAGUGAGUUUGUAUUCGUCAAUUUGAAUGCUGAACAUUUUUCAGAAACCGGUAAUACAACAAAUGGAAUACGUCCUGAUGGACAACUAAUAUGUGAAAGCAUACUCUCUCGAUUCAAGAUGGAAGUAGGAUCACUUGAAUCAAGUAAACCUGCGAGUUCAUCUUUUAAUAAGAAAGAAUGUGAUGAAAUAAAGCUUAAGUUAGCAAUGUUAAUGUCUGGAGCCUAUAUUCGUCAUAAUUUUAAUCCUUCAUAUAUGUCGCUAUCUGUUCAAAAGUUACUUGAGGGGAUCGAAUAUGUGACUCUGCAAGUUCAUAAUGAGAGGUUAAUUGCACAUAUAUAUGAUUUCACUUACAGUCCAAUUAAAAUAAGACAAGCGUUGAUCGAUGUCAGUAUUCCGAAAUUGCGAAAAUGUUUAGAGAAUAUUGAUGCUAAUUUUGGGUUGCUGGCCAGUCGGUUUGAUGAUGGAGCUCCACCCGAACCAUUAAUCAACAAAAAAAAGGUUUAUCAAAAAUUUAUUCAUCUAAAAUUAUCAGAACUUUUGGCAAAGUG